Messenger RNA from Gadus chalcogrammus (walleye pollock), 7431 nucleotides. RefSeq lists its product as uncharacterized. The record is from RefSeq and is a predicted model, not a curated record. The transcript has 2 exons. Gene Ontology annotation, molecular function: nucleic acid binding; zinc ion binding. NCBI's taxonomy places the organism in Eukaryota, Metazoa, Chordata, Actinopteri, Gadiformes, Gadidae. The coding region runs from base 3685 to 5829 and encodes 714 amino acids.
UUGGCUAAAAAAGUUGCAUAGUGGGCCUUUAAAAGUGAAUGGCAUCAGAAUGGCUAUGCCCACUCUAAGUGAACGACGCUUUGGGGCGCCGUGAGCUGGCGCCCCUAGAAGUCAAAUUAGUCUGUUUAGAGCCUGAAUUUCGCCAUGAAAGAUAAAUACAGUGCCAGAGUAUUAAUUCAGUGUGCAUUCUUAAGUAAAAUUAAAUGGUUUGAAUUUUUAUUUAUUUAUUUUUUGGUGUGGGAGGGGGGGCGGUGCCCUAGCGCCCUCUAUGGGCCAGCCGCCACUGACUACAGUGAUUUUUUACAGGUGCUAUUUUUCAAUAGCACCUGCUACCGAACCACGCCUAGAUAGAUUGUUUUAUUGUCCUUUAAGUAACGGUAAUGAACAACAACUUUUUUGCAACUGAUGUAGCAAAAAUGUUCUCCCAUGAAAUUAAAAUCCCUGCAACGCCUACAAGCAGAUUUUUUUUUCCGUUGAAAUCCCCGAAACGACCCCAAAACGACGUGAUUGCUUAAAAGAAAGCCCAAAGUAAGAAACGGGAUUGGCUCAUUUUGGGCUUACUUUGGGCUUACUUUCCUAAAGUAAGAAUAUGAUUAGCUCAUUUUGGGCUUACUUUGGGCUUACUUUGGCGGAACUGGCAGAACACAACAGGCGCAAGCGAGAAGUAGCGGGAUCGAUGCCCGCAUCCUCCAUGUUUUCUCCCAUAAAAUCGGCGUCAGUGUUCACCAAGUUGUCGGAUAGUGUCAUGUUCAUAUAUAGGCGAUUUUUUUUCCCAGUCAUGUUCAUAUAUACACAGGUUUAUCUCAAUAAAUUAGAAUUUUAGCAAAAAAGUUAAUUAAUUUCAAUUCUUCAAUUUAAACAGUGAAACUCAUAUUAUAUAGUGUCUUUACACCCAAAGUGAAAUAUUUCAAGCCUUUAUUCGACUUAACAUGGAUGAUUAUGGUUUACAACUGAUGAAAUCAAUCAAUCCUAUGUUUUCCUUCAGAAAAUCGGCAUCAAGUUCAAGUUCAACAAGAUCAUGUUCAUAUGUGGCCGGAUUCUUCUCUUGCCCAGUCACGUUACUGGUGCACAUGAAUACAUUUUUUAUACUGUAGCGUCACUGCGCUGGGUCACAACAAUACUAUGGAAAAGUUGAUUAAUUUAAAUUAUUCAAUUCAAAAGUCAAACUCAUAUUAUAUAGAUUUAUUAAAACUAAAGUGAAAGAAUUCAAGCAAUUUUAAUGAUUAUCGCUCCAGCUCAUGAAAACCCAAAAUUCUGUGUCUCAGAAAAUGUGAAUAUUACUUUCCAGUAGGGCCGGUCGAUCACAAUGGAGAAACGAUGUGAAACAAUAAAUAUCAGCCUUAUAAUGAUAGUGAUCUAGAAUAUUACGGUGUUAGUGUUUGGUGACAGUUUGGCAAAGUGUCGAGCAUGUCUCGUGUAGCCUACAUGAGUAGACGCAAAGCAUAAAUCCCUCUGCACACUUUGGCCCAGAAGGCUUUGUCAUCUACUUUAAGCUAUUAAGCUAUUUAUUAAGCAGAUCACAUGUGCAUUGUUUUAUAUUUCCCACUAAUUCCUAUAUGUAGGUAUAUGUAAACAUAAACAAAGGACUGUCAUACCCGUUAUCGUUUGCAAGCUAUCGGCAAUGUCGGUGAAUGUUGGUAUGAUCAGAUUUAAUGUAUCGGAACACAAGAUGAAAAUGUAAAAGUAUUAAAAAUGAACGCACACUUCAGAAAAAACUGUAUGCCUACAGGAAACUUUACACACAAGUACACUAUAUGACUAUAUACAACUCCCUGCCCAGGGCCCACAGAUUCAAAUAAGUUUAUUUUGCUGCUCUUUGUUCUGCCAACCACUCAUUGAGUGAUUUGCCAUUUGAGGCACGUGAGCAGAAGGUGGCACUGCCAUGACGACUGUGCCCAAAGUCUUUUGUUUUGGGCUGCCCAUAGUGGUGUGAUGCAUUGCGCUAUAUAAUGAACAAGGCAGUGAAGCGCAGACUUUUAUUUUGAAGGGUAGCGUUUUUGCUGUCAUGUUUUUUUUUUUUUAUUCCUUUGAGUGUUGUUAUUAUAGUAUGAGGAAAUUGUGUAAUGGUAAAUGUUCAUGUUAAUGUUUUGAACACGUGUCGGAAAUGUCGGAUGAUUACCGGAAGUAUAGCGAGUAUUUUAUUUUCUAAACCUGCACUUACCGCGUUGCUUCGGGUUCUACUUCCUCUGUGACCUUCCCUUAAAGGUAUGCAGUUCUGCUGCUCUCCCAUUUUCAUAUAUAUAUAUAUUUUUUUUAAACGAUUAAGAAAGAUAUUUAUUGUGUACUCUCGACUUAUACAUUUUUUAAAGGCUCAGUGAAUCUAACUAAAAUGAGCGUCGAAGCGUGAUGUGAGCCACAACCCCCGAUGGGAGCUUGAGCUUACAAACACACGGCCCCUGAGGUAUUUCGCAAGCAACAUCCGGUGUCGUCGGAUUUGUGAGGUAGCGUGGCCGGCGAUACACGAGUCGUACACGUCAUUAUAAUGCUUAACAAGUCAGUGUGCUCUACAUAUGUGGGUGGUGUGACGGUUCCCUGUAUGUUGUGUCUUCCAUUUGUUUCUAGGACUGGGGAGCAGAGACCUACUUAAUUGGUCAUUAGGAGUGAUUGGCGUGCACCUGGGCCCGGGUGCCAACGCCCUAUAAGAGUCUGCUUCCCCAGUCCUUCUCUCUCUGUUCUUUUCAGCUCCAUAGCCAUGCACACCUUUCAACACUUAUGUUGAAACAACACACACACCUAUAAUCCAGUCAUGCAUAUACACUCCACACUACGGACAUACUGACUUCCACAUCCCAUACUUUUAUUAUAAUGUGAGCACUUGGAUUGGUUUGGUUUGAUUAAAAUACUUAUUUUGAUUGGGAAACUGUUGUCUCCCGUGUUUUUGUUGUGUAGCCUGGCGCCCCUAGGCCAGGUGCGUAACAAAGUGGGGGCUCGUCCAAUAAUUUGUUUGUACAGUGAGUUUGGAGCGUCAAUUUAGUCUCCCUCCUGUAUUGGAUUUGUGAAUGGAGUGACGUUAGUUGGGAAUCUUUCCGGGAGGUUCCGUCGUUCCAUUGUUUGGUCAACAGUCCGGUGAGUAGACAAAGCAAUGUUACAGGCUUGUUAUUCAGACUUUGGGGAGAUGCAGUUAAUUGUUAUGAGUUGAAUUCAUCUGUUUAAAUUUGAGUUAAUUUGAUUAGGUUUGGUUAUUUCAGUACAGUACGGUAGCUGUUUGGUUCAUUUUGUGCGGUUGGAGACUUGUUUAUUUCUGGUAGUUGUGCAGCUAAGUAAACGUCAUUUGGGACGUCAAAAGUUGCCUGGCUGUUUUUUUUUUUUUGUAUUUGUUUGAUACGAGUGUCCCUGGUAGGUGCGCUUAGCUGCCUGGGUAAAAUAGCUUGUUGGUUUAGGCCGGGGGGUGGCUAGGUGCGUCAGGUGCGGCAGUAGCGAGAAGUUCGUACUGAAUAUCUCGACUCGGGGGCACGGCUAAGGGGGGCAUGCGGGUCGCCAGUUAUUGGUUGCCUUUCCUCCCCUUUGGUAUGAGCUAGGCCUUUGCGGUGGCCUUCAGUGCGUAGAAAUCCUCCGCAACCGGCACACGAAGAGGGUGGAGUUAGCUGGGGUUUAUAUAGGCUAGGGGGACACUUGUAUUGUAGUUUGUUUGUUUGUUUGGUUGGUUUGCCAGCUAGGAGGCUCUUAAAGCGCACAAUACCCAGGAUGGUGACAGUGGAUGACGUUGUUCAGUCUCCCUCGGUGGAGCUCUUAAAUCAAUGCACCAAAGACCAAUUGCUGAACGUUGCAGAUCGUUUGGGAUUGAAAAUUGAAGCUAGGGAUAGAAGGUUAAAGGAGACAUUGUUGGAAGUUUUGAAAAGAGAGCUAUGUGGUAUAGCGGUUUCAACUGAGGAACGGGAUAAGAAAGAGGAGGCGUCUCUUUCUCCCGCAGUAGGUGCCGCAAUGGCGGUGCCUUCACCAGCAGCUAUGUCAGGGUUGACGUUCGACCAACAAAAAGAAUUAAUCAAAUUACAAACUGAUCAGGAACAACUUAGGCUAGAUAGUGAGUAUGCUAUUGAAAAAAUGAAACAGCAGACAGAACUGGCUAAGUUGCAGGUAGAGCAAAAUAGAUUGGACUUGAUACGGGAUGGUAAGAUUUCAGCGGCUGCACAAGUAUUUUCAGAACCUGCAGAACGGUCUGCAGGGGGGUUUGACAUUAGUGGCAAUCUACGUCUGGUGCCCAAGUUUUCCGAACGUGAUCCUGAGGCAUUCUUUGCCAUGUUUGAGAGGGUGGCAGAUGUGCGUAAAUGGCCUGACUCGGCGCGCACAUUGAUGCUGCAGUGCGUCUUAACAGGCAGGGCGCAAGAGGUUUUUUCAGCUAUGAAUGCGGCUGACAGUCAAGAGUAUGCCCGUGUUAAGGCGGUGGUACUGAAAUCGUACGAGCUCGUUCCUGAGGCGUAUAGGCAGCGGUUUCGAUUUUGGAAGAAACAUGACAGACAAAGUCAUUUGGAAUUUGCACGUGAUUUGACGACGAGCUUUAACCGCUGGUGUAACGCCUCGGAGGUGGAAGAUUUCGAAGGCUUACAAGAUUUGAUGAUUUUGGAGCAGUUCAAAGAUUCUGUUCCAGCUCGUGUGGCAACAUAUAUCAGUGAGCAGAAAGCACGCAACGCAGCAGAUGCGGCGGCGCUCGCAGAUGACUUUGUUUUAACGCACCGUGGAGAGUUUAGAGCGGGCGGUGGCAAUUAUGUUGCUGCCAGUGAGUCGCAUGGCCGAUUUAAUAAACCUCUGCCUGUCGAUUCCAGAGCUAACGCCAACAACAGUAGGGAUGAUGUGCGUGACUCGGGGAAGGUUUGCCAUCACUGUAACAAAUGGGGGCACUGGAAAAAAGAUUGCUUCUUGUUAAAUUCCCCUAAGGCGGGUCAUUGGGAACCAAAAGGGGUUGCUACGGCAGCUCCAGUUCGUCCGGUGUCCACUUGUGUUACACCUACUUUCAGUUCAAAUGAGGAUACAUCGGUUGUAGCUCUGAAUUCUUACCGUCCAUUUAUCAUGCAGGGGACUGUGUCUUUGGUGCAGGGUGGGGAAGAAGUACCGGUAACUAUUUUGAGGGACACUGGGGCUUUUGAUUCAUUCAUUCAAGCUGGUAUUCUCCCUUUGACUAAUGUUUCUGACACUGGUGAUAAGGUUCCUAUCCGGGGCUUAGACAUGAAUAUUUUGUUGGUUCCCUUGCAUAAUGUUGUCCUAAAAUGUGAACUGUUCCAGGGAGAAGCAAAGCUCGCUGUGCGCCCAGCACUGCCUAUUCCGGGUGUGACGCUGAUCCUGGGCAACGACCUGGUGGGUGCUAAGGUCUGGGCUGGGGUCCCGCCGCCGCCGGCAGUGGUGACCUCUGUUCCCUUGGUAACGGAGGAAGCUGAUGAAUAUCUGGUUGCGGAACAGCAGGCUGAUGCCUAUCUGAAGGAGAUAUUUCCAUUGGUACGGCCAGAGGAGGAGCUGUUUGACAGUGCUUGUGGGUAUUUUCUGAAGGACUCAUUGUUGGUGAGAAAAUGGCUGUCACAUAAAGGAAGGUUUGUGGGUGAACCAGUGUUCCAAAUUGUGUUGCCAGAGAAACUUCGCCAGUCAGUGUUAAAAGUAGCGCAUAAUGAAUCUGGACAUGCUGGUGUGAGAAAAACUUAUGAUGGACUACUUAGGCAUUUCUUUUGGCCUCGUAUGAGGAGAGAUGUGUCAGCAUUUAUCAAAACUUGUCAUACAUGCCAGUUAACUGACAAGCCUAAUCAAAAGUUGAGGUCCGGUCUCCGUUGGUCCUUUUUGCCUCUGUCUGUCUUGCACCCCCUAAAGUGCUUCCGUGGUACCGGUUGCUGGGGUGGAGGCCUGUGACAGUGGGAAGGCGGCCAUUGGAGUAGAGGUUGGGUAUGAUAGAGAGUAGAUGGUAUAUAUUUAUCUAAUGUUAAAUGGGUUGCCGGUGAUCCCUUUGGGACUCCGUCUUUAUGGGGGGGUGUGACGGUUCCCUGUAUGUUGUGUCUUCCAUUUGUUUCUAGGACUGGGGAGCAGAGACCUACUUAAUUGGUCAUUAGGAGUGAUUGGCGUGCACCUGGGCCCGGGUGCCAACGCCCUAUAAGAGUCUGCUUCCCCAGUCCUUCUCUCUCUGUUCUUUUCAGCUCCAUAGCCAUGCACACCUUUCAACACUUAUGUUGAAACAACACACACACCUAUAAUCCAGUCAUGCAUAUACACUCCACACUACGGACAUACUGACUUCCACAUCCCAUACUUUUAUUAUAAUGUGAGCACUUGGAUUGGUUUGGUUUGAUUAAAAUACUUAUUUUGAUUGGGAAACUGUUGUCUCCCGUGUUUUUGUUGUGUAGCCUGGCGCCCCUAGGCCAGGUGCGUAACAUGAACCCGGAAUAGAAACGGUCAAGGUAGAUGAACCCUUCUGGAUAAUAUUCAAACACAGUUAUCCAGGGGAGAGAGUAGGAGGUCGUAUAGUAGUUUCGGAACAGGACGGAUAGCUCAAAUAAAGACAUGGUAGAAUUUAAAUGAUUGAUUGCUCUCCGGAUUUUUGGUUACUGAGGAACUCCAUGAGUGCCUGAAAGGGUGAUUAAAGCAUGGAUCCCCGCAUGCUCCCGGUCUGUAUAAGGUGUGGUGAGAUCCACUGGUACAGAGGAAUGUGUCAGAUAACCCGCAACCAUAGCUUCAACAGCAGUCUUAUUGCGUGUGUCCUCCUUAAAUCCCUUGUACUCCCUGAGAGAGCUGUCUCCCAUGGCUACCAGGAGUUUUCUGCACGCCCAAGCAAGAGACCUGUACUUCGUCGAACUGACUGCUCCUAACUCGUUCUUGUAUCCGUAGUGAGGAUUGCCGGCUACUGCAGUUAGUGCACCGAAAGCUCCCUCGAAGUCCACGGGAUAGAAUCUCUGGAUUGCUUGCCAAGGGAAGUCAGGAUGCUCCCUGAAAACCCUAGCAACCGUUGUCAUACCACUGCCUGCCGCCUGUGCAAGACACGCAGUCGGAUACAACCCCCAGGUAGACAGGCCAUCCAAUGUGCGAUAACGGGUCCAGCAUUGUUCUCGUCUACCAGAUGACCGUAGUUUGCCCACGUCCGCAUGAUAUCUUCUCUCGACAAGUUGCUUAUAAACGGCAUUGUUGUUCUCAGAUCUGUCUGUAUGCGAGCUAGCUUAGUGUUUGACACAUCCCCUCUAAGUGCAAACGAUAUGAUUGCUAGGAGAACGGUGUACAUGACACAAUCACGAGCUGGUGGAGCAUGUCGUGUGGUCGCUACAUGUACAUGCUGCAGCUUGUCGGCCAGGGUCGUCCCACCAACCCAGACCCCUGUUGCCAUGUCCCAAGGGGCGUUAGCAUGUCCAGUGAUGUAUGCAACCCACCAAGAUUGUCCUCUCAUCUGGAGUGCGUUGUCUAGGAGCAACUCCAACUCGGCGCUGGCGGCAUUGAUAUCAGGCAUGCUGCAGUCACCAUCCCCUCAAC